AUUGUUCCUCCCAACAAAAAAUUCUAAAACAAACCAAGAAAAGAGACCAAAACAUUAAGGGAAAAGAAGCUUCAAGCGUUUCUGGUCAAUGGAGAUCAAGAUACAAGCUGAGGAAUCCCGGCACUGGCCUGAUGAUGAACAAAAACUUCCCCUCUUGCAAGAUAUGUCAAAGUCCGUAACAGAGGAGGAAAGAACCUUGAUACAGAAAGCCAUUCGCCAGACGUUUCAAAGCACAGCUCAUUUGGCCAAUCUUUUACCAACCGGAACAGUUCUUGCAUUUCAGCUCCUAGCACCCAUAUUUUCAAACCAAGGCAACUGUGACUCAGUCAGCCGGUCCAUGACUGCUGGUCUUGUAGCCCUCUGUGGAGCUUCAUGUUUUCUACUGAGCUUCACUGACAGCUAUAGAGACAAGAAUGGAAAUGUCUGUUAUGGCUUUGCUACAUUCCGAGGCUUAUGGAUCAUCGAUGGGUCAACCACCCUUUCACCCGAAGUUGAUGCAAAUUUCCAACUGCAGUUUAUAGAUUUCCUCCAUGCCUUUAUGUCAAUACUUGUAUUUGCAGCUGUUGCACUAUUUGAUCAGAAUGUAGUGAAUUGCUUCUAUCCAACACCGUCGGAUAAGGCUCAGGAGAUUCUCACAGCAUUGCCAGUUGGCAUUGGUGUCAUUUGCAGUAUGUUGUUUGUUGUGUUUCCAACCAAGCGCCACGGAAUUGGGUUCCCCCUGUCUGUAAAUUAACAACUCCUCUUUUGUUAAUUAAGAAAUAUUUGCCUGCGUGCUCCUUAAAAUUGUGGACUGCACACAACGUUAUUUAUUCAUUCUUCCAUAUCAGCUUCCUCCAAGCUCUGUCAAUGUCAGUUAUAUGAUUUCUAUUUUUGUUUGUAAAUCCUAGUUCCACCUUUAAAGAAAUAGCUUUUAAAAACCUCGAUUCUUGACAGGAUAGAUUGUAUCUGGUACUGAUUUAACAAAUGCUUGUCAUA
This is a messenger RNA of Prunus dulcis (almond), 975 nucleotides long. RefSeq names its product protein DMP4-like. The transcript has a single exon. The coding region runs from base 89 to 733 and encodes 214 amino acids. Gene Ontology annotation, biological process: endomembrane system organization. NCBI's taxonomy places the organism in Eukaryota, Viridiplantae, Streptophyta, Magnoliopsida, Rosales, Rosaceae. The record is from RefSeq and is a predicted model, not a curated record.